This is a messenger RNA of Penicillium diatomitis, 1143 nucleotides long. RefSeq lists its product as uncharacterized. The record is from RefSeq and is a predicted model, not a curated record. The coding region runs from base 1 to 1143 and encodes 380 amino acids. The transcript is spliced from 3 exons. Gene Ontology annotation, biological process: N-acylphosphatidylethanolamine metabolic process; N-acylethanolamine metabolic process. Gene Ontology annotation, molecular function: zinc ion binding; N-acylphosphatidylethanolamine-specific phospholipase D activity. Gene Ontology annotation, cellular component: cytoplasm; membrane-bounded organelle. NCBI's taxonomy places the organism in Eukaryota, Fungi, Ascomycota, Eurotiomycetes, Eurotiales, Aspergillaceae.
AUGGGUUCGACUACUACAGCUGUUCUUUACACCUUGAGCGUGGCGAGCUCACCCGCUAGAGCCGCUCCGAAUGAUGCGUCGGCCAAGAGCCAUCACGCUAAAGCCGGCUUCAGGAACCCCUGGGAGCGGCGCAUCACGGGCAAAGCCAACAAGCCCAAAACCACCGGUCCGACUGUCACCGUUCGGAAACCCGACUUCCUUCCGACUCGGGACACUCCCCGACUUCGCGCGACUUGGCUCGGACAUGCGUGCUAUUAUGUCGAAUUCCCCGGUGGUCUCCGUGCGCUCUUUGACCCAGUCCUAGAAGAGCGCUGUGGCCCAUACAACAUGCUUGGCCCAAAAAGAUUCACCGAGGCACCUUGCAAGAUCAAUGAUAUUCCCGUCAUUGAUGCAGUCUUUAUCUCUCACAAUCAUUACGAUCACCUUUCCUACACCGGUGUCACCGAAAUCGCCCAGCGACACCCAAACUGCCACUUCUUUGUUCCUCUGGGCGUGAAGGCAUGGUUCCAAAGCUGUGGUAUCAGCCAGGUGACCGAGCUGGACUGGUGGGAUGAGCGCGACAUUACGCUUUCUCCUGUCGGGAAUGAAGAGGCCCAAGUCGGCGUCGUAGAAGACUCAGCUUCAGUCGCGGCGGGGAUCAAAGCACGCAUCGGCUUCUUGCCUAGCCAACAUGCCACUGCUCGCACUCCCUUCGAUAGAAUGCAGACUCUCUGGGGGUCUUGGACAAUCGAAUCGGGAGGCAAGCAUGUCUACUUUACAGGGGAUACUGGCUACCGAUCGGUUCCAAAGCUGCCCGAGGGUGAAGACGAUCACGAUCCCAAGUACGACAAUCUCCCUACUUGCCCUGCUUUUAAACAGGUUGGUGAGUUCCGCGGCCCAUUUGACUUGGGCCUGAUCCCGAUUGGUGCAUAUGCGCCGCGCCAUAUGUUCAGUUCUGCACACGUGGAUCCGCAUGAGGCUGUACAGAUCUUCCAAGAUACAAAAUGCAAGAAGGCUUUGGGUAUGCACUGGGGUACCUGGGUUCUGACGGAAGAGGAUGUUCUGGAACCACCAGAGAAACUCAAGGCUGCCCUAAAGAACUUUGGCUUGCCGGUGGAAGGCGUCUUCGAUGUUUGUGAGAUUGGCGAGAGCCGCGAAUUUUAA